Molecule: messenger RNA, 5500 nt
Organism: Papilio polytes (common Mormon)
Lineage: Eukaryota; Metazoa; Arthropoda; Insecta; Lepidoptera; Papilionidae
Exons: 23
Coding region: 110-5476 (1788 amino acids)
Source: RefSeq, a predicted model, not a curated record
AAUGUUUUAUUAAAAUAUGUCAAAAUAAAAGUGUAUUUUCGUAUCAAUCAUGUACUAAAUUCGUAAGUAAUUAACUGCAUAAAAAUCAGGAUUUUUUUUAUGUUUUACAAUGGAACGCAAAAAACGUCCCUGUAAAUGUCCAGGAAAUUAUAAGAAAUACUGUAAACAUAUCCAAUUUACGGAUUGUAAGAAUGUUCAAGAAAUUAUUGAAGCUCUAUUAUUUCAAGAGGAGCUUGAAAAAGAGUAUAAAAAAUGCAAGAAUGUUCAACGUCCAUAUUUCAAGACCAAGCCUUUUAAGCCGCGGCAUUACAAAGACACGUGCGUGCCGAUGACUCCGUCCAUGCACACAAGGUUGCGGUACAUAUCUCAUUGCCCUAUAGAAUCAUUGGCACCACCGCGGUACAAACAAUCAAGAUCAACGCUUCCUGAUUAUGGUUUCGGCUCGUCGUCUGAAGGAAGUGGUAGCAUAUUAGGUAGAAGGAGAACAGAAAAGAAGAGAGUGCGGUAUUACGAUAUGUUAUCUGGAGAUAUACAUUUGCCGGAACCUACGGCUGUAAUAAAACAUACACCAUCAGAUAAAUCAAUAUUAAAAGUACCAAGUCCAAAAACAAGCGGAGAAUUUAUCAGCGUGCAGCGAGCGAGUGUGCAGCCUAAAGAAGUACAGCCGCCCUUGCCUGCGCAAUCGGGACACGAAUUAGUAAAACCUCACAGUGGGAUCGUCAUAAACGCAGAUAAAGAUUUUGUUGUGGACAUACCAGUUGUUGGUGGACCGGGAAGGGUAGGAGCUAAAAGAAAGCGGCGUAAAUUAAGGGUCUGUGGUUCGAAAAAAUGUACAGGAAAAAAAUGUCGGAAAUGUGCUGCAAUACGAAGACGGUUACGAGAAGCAAGGAGAAGCCGUCAUUUAGAUAUUCCGUUCCCAAGUAUAGGAGUGACUGAUGGAAAACCAAGAGCUAGAGGAACACAAAAACAUUUGAAAGAUGACGAUUCAGUAUGCGGUCUGGAUGAAAUUCCGAAGCCAGAACACGUCCACAUCCCAGCGAAUCUCAAAAGGGGGACAUUGAAAACUCACUCGUUAACAGUGUUGCCAUGCACUAAAGAGAAAAAGGCUGAUAUUCAUUACGGCAUAUUGACUGGCUCUUUCAACAUGUACGACAGCAAAUUUGGAAACAGGUCACGAGGUCGACAGGCGCUGACGAUGAGUGUGAUGGCGUACUGCCUCGCCUUCCAUUACCAUCCCAAGCAGUGGACGAUGAAGUUAAUUGACAACCUCAUAGACGCCGGGGACCAGUGGUAUUUGCAAUGUCUAGAAAAAGUGCACGACCACUCUUCUGUUCAAGGCAUGUGCGAAGUGUUGCCAUUUGGUAAAAAACAAACGUUAAAUUUAAAUGGGAAGCGAAUGCAGGUCUUAUUGGGAGAGCCCGACGUGGUGGGCUACACGAUGUCAGUCGAUCCAACUGUAUACAACCUGUGUAGAGGUUUGAAAGCAUUCUUCGCUGAUAAUAGGGCUGGGAUCUUACUUACUCGUGUCUUAAAGGUUGUGAUCUGGAAGGACAAAAUAUGUUUCUAUAUUUUUGACCCCGCCGGCAGAGACUCUCGCGCGUAUUCAAACUUUACAAACGGCGCUUCAGCUCUAAUAAACGUCAAAGAUGUAGUUUCCGUCGCUCAAGUUGUCUUAGCUCGAAGUGUAGUUGAAGAUCAGAAGUUUGUUUUAGCUCCUGUUAAAGUUUUAAAAAUGAUGGACGAAAACGCCGACGAAGAUUUCGAAUCGGACAAAGAAUUGACUCAAGCGGAAAAAGCAAUGAUGAGUUACAGAAUUUUAAAUGAAAAUUGCGCAAUUGUUAAUGCUAACAUGCAUCUUGGAGACAGAUGUUUUGAAGACACGAAAUUCCGUCAGGCUUUAACAAUUGCUGUGGUGGCGAUGACUUAUGCGAAGAUUUCUCCACCGAACACAUGGUUUACAAAGACUCUAGAUAAGAUAUUGCGAUUAGGCAACAAACUAUAUGUUGAAUGCGCUCAUCCAAAAGUAGUUAUCGAUAUAACGAUAGACAACAUUCCCAAUGAGAUCACUCUCGGUCCGUUCGCGUGCGAGAUAAUAAUAUAUAGAGAAAGAGUAAAAGGCCAACUGUUUACGACUAAAGAUUGCUUCUUGAACAUUAAGACAGGUCUAGAAGAAUUCUUUAACCGUGAAUACAACAGCGGUAUUUUAGAAUUCAACAAUUAUUCUCUCGCUGUGUGGAGACAGAAAGACAUGUAUUAUUUAUUCGAUUGCUAUCCUCGCACUACUGAUGGUUUGCGGUCCCAUACUGUGGGCAAGGCAUGUUGUUGGAUGCUGUUGAACCCGGAAACAAUGGCGGCGGUGUUGACUAAAAAUUGGGAUUAUCUACCCGUUACUACUCCGUUUUAUAUCCAUGCAUUUAAAGUACUUAAGUUAAAGAAGCGAGAACCAAAGAAACAAAUUGUGUGUACAUUAAGUGACGAGGAGUUGCCCGGUGGCAAGUUUAAGAGAAGGGAAAAGUACUUGGUCUCUAGUAAAGGUCAUGGCGACGGCAAGGAGGUCGUUCAUGAAAUUCUUGCUGCGGAUCCCGUGGACGACGUAGGAAAGGCUCGUGUUGAUGAGGAACAAAUGGGUGAUAUUAUAUCGUUAGUGGACAGCAUACAAGAUGACUAUCUGCCGCCGAUACCUCUGCGUUACAAGAACAUGGAACCCGAACCUGAACAACCGAAAAUUGUGAACCUGGACUCGCCGACGGUGUCGGUGACGCAGGUGGUGCCGCCGUGGCCGGUGCCGCGCGACAAGAGCCGCGAGCCGCCGGAGCCCGACCCCGAUCCGGAGCCCACGCCGCCGCCCACCCCGCCACCCUUGCCUCCACCAGAAGGAGGUGUAGAGGAAGAAGCAGAGGAAGAAGAGGAAGACGAGGAGGCGAUACAAAGAAAGAAGGAAGAGAGGGAAAGAAAGAAAGCGGAAGAAGAAGAAGCGAGAAGGAAGGCGGAGGAGCUGCCGCCGCCACUACCGCCGCCGCCGCCCUCGCCGCAGCCUGAGCCUGAAGUUCCCCUUGCACCUAUGGAGAUUGCCGAAGAAGAAGUUCAAACAUUUGAGCCGGUCAAAGUGGACCGCAAGAUUCUUUUGACAGAAGAUGCUCGCCAGCGGUCCAAGCUGCGCCAGUACCGCAAGAAACUGUCUCCGCCAUUGGACGAACUUCUAGUCGAAUCUACACCGUCUGAGGAACUUUACAAACCGAGCAACUUCAAGACUUUGCCCGAUAACUCUCAGAUUAUCCGCGGCACUUCCGCCAUAACGGGCGGGGACGCUCCCAGCGUCUUACCCUUCGCAGCUAUAAUGGCCAUCGUCACUUCCUAUAAAUACAUGAUCAGCACUUGGACGCCUGAAAUCGUAAACUUCGUUAUAGACUCGGGUAAAAAAUUGUAUAAAAAUAAACUGCAAAAAUUUCAACUCGCUCCAGUACAUAUAAUUCCAAAAAUCACAAUAGGACACCAGACGUAUCAAGCGCAUAUCGACGUGGUGACAGAAGGCCCGUCGUGGCAACUUGAAAAUAUUAUAAGUAAAAAGUUCUUUAACAAACAUGACAGGGGAAUGAUAACCACUACUUCGUACAGUGGAGCAUUUUUCAGAAAGAAUGGUUUGUAUUACCUGUUCGAUGGAGGUCCCUGCAGUCCCUUAGGCAUCAGGGAAGAGAAAGGCAAGGGAAAUAAUGCUUGCUUCUUGCGGUUUAAAUCAUUGCAUGAUCUCGUUAUCAGAAUGCUUUACAACAAAGACGGGAUCGGCGAUGACCAACAAUUUGUCCUGAGCAAAAUUUUAGUGAGAAAACUUUUGAAAGAACCAAGGAUGAAGCUACCGGAGGAUUAUGACUAUUCAGCUGGUGCGCCUACUUCCAGUAAAUCGAAACAAACGUUAGUCGACCCAAAGGGCAAAGACAAAGACAAGAAAACCUCCGUCGAUUUUUCUGAACCUAAAAGCGAAACUGUGAUUGGUUAUCAACAGAUUCAAGGCCUUUACAGAAUUGAAGGAACUACCUCUCUCAACGACAGAUCAGCUAGUUCUGAAGUGAAGGCUUCACAUUUCGUGAGUCUAAUUGCAAUGCUAAUGGCCGCUAUGCAUCCAAUAAGAACAUGGGAUCAUAUCAUGAUCGAUACGUGUAUCGAAAAAGGCUUAGAGAUAUUCGAAAAGGCGACAAAUCUGAAUGUUUGCGAAAAGAGAGUAAUCAAAAACAUUAUACUGGAGGGAAAAUUAAUAGAUGUCAACAUUAAGAAAAUCCUUGUGAUAAAUGAUAAUACCGAGAAAACUUUAGAACAGUAUUUGAAUGCCGUUUUAAGACGUCUUCGUUUUGUUAUAAUUAGAUUUCCCAGUUGCAGUAUGGUUCUGUGUCGUAUGGAUGGAUACUAUCAUCUUUUCGAUCCCAAUCCAGCCCCAUCCAAUGAAGAGCCGGAAGUUAUCGUUGAAAGUAAACAGCCAAAAGCUCCAGUAAAAUCUGCAGGUUCCGUGGCGACGUGGACGCUGUACCGAUCUAUAGAUGGAGUCAUACGGAGGAUACGAAAUACAGUCGGGGAGAAAGCAGAACAACCAGAAUUCUAUACAUUCGAAUUGACAUCUGUAAAAACAGCACCCAAACAUUCAGCCCUCAACUAUCGUCUCAGUCCGCUUUUCAAGCCCGACCAAAAUCCAAAUUUGCCAUACUUAAAGCGUAGGAAACCACGGCCUUUGGUCGACGAGAAAAUGUACUGGUUAAAUAUUGAGAUGAUACCGUGGUCACGGAUGAAUCCGUUGAACGAUGCGGGAGUUAAAAGAGGCAUACCGAAGUCGAUGUGGAAGGACUGGGAUAUAGAAUUUCCCGGUGAUCUCUACUCGCUGUGGGGCAACAUACAUCCUUUAGACCCGCGAUUCGACGAAGAGCACCGCGGCAAGCAGUACCUCGCCACGUGCUGUCUGGCCGCCUACAUGACGGAGGUGUGCAACCUCAGCGCUUGGACUAGCAGUCUUCUGGACGGUAUCGUGUCCGGUGGCGAUAAAUAUCACGCUAAAACGCACGAAAAAAUCGGAACUAACGUCAAUCAUGAAAUAACUAUCGAAGACUUGGAUACCACAUUCAAUGGCUUAUAUCCGUAUUCUUUUUCGGUCACCUUCACUAAAGUCAUAUUUGGAUUCGUCUACAAUACAUAUCCGGAUAGAUUUAAUUUGAGUAAAGCUUUGGAAUAUUUCUUUGAAACUAACAAACUAGGCGUAUUGGUCAGCCCUACAAAGAAUUUAUCUUUUGGAAGAAUAGGUCCUUCAUAUUUCAUGUUCGAUUGCCAAACUUAUGGAGCUCCAAUAUUUUCACCGGGGCAAGGAGCUUCAUAUAUUCUUAAAUGUGAAAGUCUCAACAGAUUAAUUUACUGUAUGGCUGUUACAUUGAAUUUAAAAAGGCAUGGUCAGCAGUUCCAUUUAUACAAUAUAGCUGUUAAAGUAACUGAAUCCAAAUAAAGUGUUAGUGUUGUGUACAUUCAA